Molecule: messenger RNA, 3027 nt
Organism: Sphenostylis stenocarpa
Lineage: Eukaryota; Viridiplantae; Streptophyta; Magnoliopsida; Fabales; Fabaceae
Source: the annotation of a GenBank genome assembly
AUGCAACGUGCUCUCCUGACUGCUGAGGAACGUUUGUUGGAAAAAGCGGUGAAGGAAGAAUGCCCAUGGGAGAAUCUUCCCAGGCGACUUCAUUCAAUUGUGCCUUCAAAGGAAGAAUGGCACAAAAGGAUAAUCGAAUAUUGCAUAAAGAAGAGACUUCAAUGGAAAAAUUGUUUUGCUCGUAAAGUUUGUAAAGAAAAUGAAUAUUAUGAAGAUAUGAUGCGCUACUUGCAGAAGAAUCUAGCUCUAUUUCCUUAUCAUCUGGCGGACUAUGUAUGCCGUGUAAUGAGAGUAUCACCUUUCAGAUAUUACAUUGAUAUGAUUUUUGAAGUAAUGAAAAAUGAGCAACCUUAUGACCGCAUCCCGAAUUUUAGUGCUGCAGAUGCUUUAAGGCUAACAGGAAUUGGGAGAAAUGAAUUUAUUGAUAUAAUGAACAAGUGCAGGUCUAAGAAAAUAAUGUGGAAACUGAACAAGUCGAUAGCAAAAGAACUUUUGCCUACUCAACCUGUGGAUUUUCCUAUUGAACCGUGGUGGGGAGUUUGUCUUGUGAACCUUACCUUGGAGGAAUUUAAGAAACUCUCAAAGGAGGAAAUGGCCGCAAUAGACAAAGUCUGUUUGGAUGAUGGAAAUUCAUUUGUCUCGUUUGACCCUGACGUUAUAAGAGGUCUAUCCAAACGGGGAUUAAUAUAUUUUGAUGUUCCUGUUUAUCCUGAGGACCGGUUUAAAGUUUCAAGACUUGAAGGUUUUGUUUCCAACAGGGAGCAAUCUUAUGAAGAUCCUAUUGAAGAGUUGUUGUAUGCAGUUUUUGUAGUGUCAAAUGAAAAUGUGACAGUUAGGGAGUUGGCAACAACCCUACAGGCUGACUUGUCACAGCUGCAGGCUGCUGGUGCUUUUGUGUGUAGAUUGGGGUGGGCAACAAAAGUUCUUGAUCCAGAAUCUAUUAUUGGAGAUUCAACCAUACUUGCAUCUCCUAUUAGUACACUUGGUGACGAAGAUGCUUCUGCUGGUAGUCAAAGUUAUGAGAAUACGCUCUUCGAGAAUGACUCCAUUCAACAAGGGGAUACCUCAACUUCAGGGAACCAUGCACCUCGUUCUUCCUACACUCGUGUUGCUUUCAUAGUUGAUGCUAAUAUUACAUCCUAUCUUAUGAUGGGAUCUGUUUCACCAGGCCUGAAAUCCCAUGCUGUUACACUUUAUGAAGCGGGAAAAUUGGGUCAUGCGAGCAUUGCUGAUCUUUGUAAGGAUCUUAGUACCCUGGAGGGUGCAACAUAUGAGGGAGAAUUACAGGAGUUUGCAAAUCAUUUAUUUAGUCUGCGUUGUGUCUUAGAAUGUCUUCAAUCAGGUGGAAUAGCUACCAAUGAAAAAGAAGAGGAAGGUUCUGAUAACCUGAACAUGAUUACCUCAAGCAAUGAUGGGCCAAGUUCUGUGAUAGCUGGAAUUUCUUUGGAUGAAAAAUCAGGAGAGUCUAGUGUUUUAGAAACUGUGAUGAGUAAUCAGGAUCUAAUAAAUUCUGUUUCAGAGAAGUUCGCGGAGGCUUCAAAGUACAGUGAACGUGUUCCAAGUACCAGUGGUGGGAUGGACGAUGAAACUCAUUCCAACAUUUUGGAGAAAGGCAGUGAUGAUCACAUUCAGGAAGCUGACAAGUCAGACGCAAAUUUCCAUGACAAUGAGAAACUGGCAGUGCUUGAAGGUUCAGAUGUCAAGACAGAAAUGCUGAUAAGGAAAAAGGAGUAUCGUGUGGACCUUCUCCGUUCUGAAAGUUUGGCUUCUCUUGCACCAACUACUCUUGACCGUUUGUUCCUUCGUGAUUAUGGUAUACUUGUGUCCAUAGUGCCUCUUCCCCAUUCUUCAAUUCUUCCUAAACCUACAGGUCCAGUUCAUUUUGGUCCUCCCACAUAUUCUUCUAUGAGUCCAUGGAUGAAAUUGGUAUUAUAUUCAACUGCAGGUAGUGGGCCUCUAUCAGUUGUUCUUAUGAAAGGACAAUGUCUGCGCUUGCUUCCUGCUCCACUAACAGGUUGUGAGAAAGCCCUUAUCUGGUCUUGGGAUGGUUCCACAAUAGGAGGUUUAGGAAGGAAGCUUGAAGGAAACUUGGUGAAGGGACGUAUACUCUUGCAUUGCUUAAAUUCACUUCUUAAACAUUCAGCUGUGCUUGUGCUGCCUCUCAGUAGAUUUGAUCUUGAUCAAUCUGGAAAACUUAUUACUUUGGAUGUCCCUUUGCCUUUCAAGAACGCUGAUGGAUCAAUUGCCUCUGUAGGAAAAGAGUUAGGACUAGAUGAAGAGGAAAAUUCUAAGCUGCAUUCUUUGUUGACUAAUUUGGCAAACAAAAUGGAACUGUGGACAGUUGGUUAUGUUCGGCUAUUGAAACUAUUUAACGGAACAAAAUCAGACCACUUCUCUUCCAUAGAGAAAUAUGAAUGGGUGCCAUUGAGUGUGGAAUUCGGGAUUCCACUAUACAGUCCAACGUUGUGCAAAAGUAUCUGCGGAAGGAUAGUUUCAUCGAAGAUGCUUCAAUCUGGUUCAUUCGGUGAACACCAUGAUGCAAUGCAAAGCUUGAGGAAAAAGUUACAUGACAUUUGUGCUGAGUACAAAUCAACAGGUCCAACUGCAAAGCUUCUUUACCAGAAAGAGCAAGAUAUUGGACAACCUAUGAACCAAGCAAGGGCAACGUGGUAUCCACUUAUGGAUAUUUCUCCCGUUUCAGGGGUGGUAUUAAGCGUGCGUCAGAGAUCAUACGUAUUAACUUCUGCUCAUGAAGCUGCCACGAGACCGGUUAAAGAAACCCCUGAAGCCAAUACGAUAAAAACUGAAACAGAAGCAAAUGAUAGUAAAGAAGCAGUCCUUCCUGGUGUUAAUCUUAUUUUUGAUGGUUCUAAGUUGCUUCCAUUUGAUGUAGGAGCUUGUCUUCAAGCUCGCCAACCUAUAGCCUUAAUAGUAGAAGCAGCUGCUGCCUCAGCAUAUCGCGGACUUGGCCUAAAGGUUUUUAAGAUUUCGCUAGAUCAAGAAAUUCAGUAUCAGUUGGAGCUGUGA